AUGGCCGACAAAGAUGUUGAAGAAAAGACGAUUGCUGAAGACUUGGUCGUCACCAAAUAUAAAUUAGCGGGAGAAAUUGUAAACAGAGUACUUAAACAGGUUAUUGAUAAAUGCCAACCUAACGCAUCGGUACGGCAAAUAUGUGAAUCUGGUGACUCACUUAUUUUAGAAGAAACUAACAAAGUUUUUAAAAAAGAGAAGGAGCUCAAGAAAGGAAUUGCAUUUCCCACUUGUAUAUCAGUUAACAAUUGUAUUUGUCAUUUUUCUCCAAUCCCUAAUGAUCCUGAUGUUAUAUUGCAAGAUGGGGAUUUAGUUAAAAUUGAUUUGGGAGCUCACAUUGAUGGUUUCAUUGCUGUUGUUGCUCAUUCAUUAAUCUUAGGUGCUUCAGCUGAAAAUAAAGUUGAAGGCAAAAAAGCUGAUGUCAUAGUUGCAGCACAUUAUGCAUCCCAAGUUGCUCUUAGACUUCUCAAACCUGGAAAUGAGACAUACAUGAUAACAGAUGCUGUUCAAAAAGUCUGCGAGUCUUUUAAAUGUAAACCUAUAGAGGGAAUGCUUAGCCACCAACUUAAACAGUUUACAAUUGAUGGUGAAAAAACCAUUAUUCAAAAUCCCAAUGAAGCUCAAAAAAAAGAGCAUGAAAAAUAUGAAUUUCAGACGCAUGAAGUUUAUGCGAUGGAUGUUUUAGUUAGUACUGGCGAAGGAAUUAGUAGAGAAAUGAAUUCCAGAACCAGUAUAUACAAAAAAACAGAUGAAGUUUAUCAAUUAAAACUUAAGGCAUCUCGAAUGUUCUUUAGUGAAGCUGUUAAUAAAUAUGGUACUAUGCCAUUUAAUAUUCGAGGAUUCGAAGAUGAAAAUAAAGCUAGAAUGGGUGUUGUCGAAUGUCUAAAUCAUAAGCUUGUAGAACCAUUUCAGGUUUUAUAUGAAAAAUCAGGUGAAUAUGUUGCUCACUUCAAAUUUACAGUGCUGUUGAUGCCGAAUGGAACGCAUGUUAUAACAGGACUGCCAAUUGAUUUGUCAUUUUAUAAAACUGAAUACCAAAUUACUGAUCCUGACCUUCAGGUGCGCCAGUUAAGGUUGAGGGAAAGGUUUAAUCAAAAUUGCCAGUAUGUCAAAGGCAGGCCGCUAUCGCCAUUGAAAUUUAAUGAACCUGUUUUCGGUGAAAACAUUUAA
Pediculus humanus corporis (human body louse) is the source of this 1170-nucleotide messenger RNA. Its product is annotated as Proliferation-associated protein 2G4, putative. Bases 1 to 1170 code for a protein of 389 amino acids. NCBI's taxonomy places the organism in Eukaryota, Metazoa, Arthropoda, Insecta, Psocodea, Pediculidae. The transcript is spliced from 8 exons. The record is from RefSeq and is a predicted model, not a curated record.